CCCGCUUUGGCCGGGAAGGGCGGGGGGUGUUGCGGUCUUUCUUCGGGGUUUUCCAGGCUGCUUUUACAUAAGGCGAAAGGAGCGGCGCGCCGACCGAGCAGAGCAGCUGGAGGAGCGCGGAGGAAGCGGCGCGCAGACCCCGCAUCUCUCCUAAGCAGGCGGAGUUUCGGCGGGAAGUGUGCACUGCGGGGAGAGAAGCCGGCAUUUCACCGACGAUAAUCAUGACUGAGUCAGUCUGGAGCUUUUGGAUCCUCUCUUUCAUUGGAGCUGCAAGUUUUUCUGCACAACAGCUUGGUCCAUAUUGUGAUGUCUCCCAUUUCUGUGACUAUUCUUCAAAGGAUUUAGAUGCAAUUCCUUCUGGUUUAACAGAUGAUGUCACAGGACUGAACCUGGCCUCCAACUCCAUAAAACAAGUUAGUAAGAUGGACCUGAAGUUUGUGGUCAAUCUCCGAACCCUUUUGCUCCAUUCUAAUCGAAUUCAGACAAUUGAUGAGGAUGCCUUUCGCGUCCUUGUAAAGCUGGAGCACUUGGAUUUAUCAAAGAACAAUCUGACUCACUUGUCACCCUCUUGGUUCAGACACCUUCUUUCCUUACAGCGGUUAAACAUAAAAGGGAAUAAGUACCUUGAUCUAGGAGAAACUCCUCUCUUUUCUGAUUUGCAAAAUCUCAGGUUUCUGUACUUGGGAAAUGAUGGCUACUUCUCUACCCUGCAAAAACAAGACUUUGAAGGAAUUUCCAUUCUUGAAGAACUGGAAAUUGAAGCACAGAACCUUGGACAUUAUGAGCAAGGAAGUCUAAAAUCUAUCAAGCGCAUAGAUCACAUUAUUUUAAAUGCCCACUCUCCUAUCUCUUUAAUUUCAAUUACGAAUGAUACUACAGAUUCUGUGGUGUGCUUUGAACUGAGAAACAUUCAAUUUCUUGACAAUUCAUACCUGUACCAGUUUCACCCACUGGGUUCUGCGUCUGUUCAAAAAGUUAUCCUUAGAAAUGUUGUACUCUCGGAUUUCUCUGUUGGUGGGAUUGCUCCCAUCUUUGCAGGUCUGAACCAACUUCAUGAACUUGAGGUAGUGGAUAGCAAAUUUAGUGGUGUGGGGAAUAUGUAUAACCUGCAGACAUUGCACUCUACAGGAGCCCUGGAAGUGAUAACAAUCCGAAAUUUAACAAUUGAUUUAUUUUAUUCAUUUACAGAUCUUUCUAGUGUAAUACAUCUUGUAGAUAAAAUAGUCAGGCUUACAAUUGAAAAUGCAAAUGUUUAUCUGGUGCCUUGCAAACUUGCACAAUCAUUUCAUUCUCUGGAGUAUCUUGAUUUAAGUGUGAAUCUACUACAAGACUUAACUCUGCGCUACUCCUUUUGUGAGAAUGACGUCUCUAAAUUGGCCUUCCCUAAAUUACAAACUUUAAAUAUUAGUAGGAAUGCUUUGUCUGAUUUAGGUGCUGUAGCAACUAGUGUAGCUCAUCUAGUAAAUUUCACAACCUUGGAUGUGAGCCGAAACAACUUUGGUCGAAUGCCGGAAUUAUGUACGUGGCCCCAAAGUCUGAAGUUUUUUAAUAUCUCUGGCUGUAAAAUAAGCAGGCUUACUGCAUGCAUCCCUCAGAGCCUGGAAGUGCUGGAUGUUAGCAAUAAUAACCUCAAUGACUUUAGAUUGAGCUUGCCACAGCUACAAGUGCUUUACAUCACAAACAACAAAUUAACAACGCUGCCAGAUGCUGCGUUCAUCCCUAGUGUUCGAUUCAUGGAGGUUGGAGGAAACAAACUGAUGGAUUUUUCUAAAGAGCAACUUGGAAAAUUUGCAGAAUUGGAGAUGCUGGAUGCACGCAACAACAGCUUCAGCUGUUCAUGUCAAUUUAUCUCCUUUGUUCGCUCUCAGGAAGAACUAUCCAAGGUCUUGGUUGGUUGGCCUGAAAACUACAUCUGUGACUCGCCAUCCACUGCAAAAGGGAAGCAGGUACAAGUUGCCCAGUUAUCCCUAACUGAGUGUCACAGAACAUUGGUGGUGUCCCUGAUAUGCAUUUUGAUGUUGGUGAUGCUCAUGGUGGUGGCAGUUCUUUGCUACAAGCUUCAUGCCAUCUGGUACAUGAAAAUGACCUGGGCCUGGCUUCAAGCAAAACGCAAGCCUUGUCGGGACCACAAUAAAGAAAUCUGCUAUGAUGCGUUUGUUUCCUACAGUGAACAUGACUCUGAAUGGGUGGAGAAUGUGAUGGUCCAAGAGCUAGAACAAGCUAAUCCCCCAUUUAAACUCUGCCUUCAUAAAAGGGAUUUUAUAGCUGGCAAAUGGAUUGUGGACAACAUCAUUGACUCCAUUGAGAAGAGCUAUAAAACUUUGUUUGUGCUGUCUAAACACUUUGUACAGAGUGAAUGGUGCAAGUAUGAACUGGAUUUCUCCCAUUUUCGGCUUUUUGAUGAGAAUAACGAUGCUGCUAUUUUGAUCCUUCUGGAGCCCAUUCCAGAGCAAACCAUUCCCAAAAGAUUUUGCAAGCUCAGAAAACUAAUGAACACCAAAACCUACCUUGAAUGGCCAAGAGAUGACAAGCAAGAACAAAUAUUUUGGUUUAAUUUGAAAGUAGCACUAAAGUCAGAGUAGGGAUGAGUAUAUGUUCAGUUUCACUAGCCAAAUUCUGUUUUCAUUUUCUGGUAUAUUAAAUGUAUUGUGUCUACAUGGCUAUGCAUCAGUUAACAUCAUUGGCAUCAACCACCCACCCUGAUUCAAGGGAGGCGG
This is a messenger RNA of Sphaerodactylus townsendi, 2717 nucleotides long. It is a transcript of the gene TLR2, whose product is annotated as toll like receptor 2. Gene Ontology annotation, biological process: immune response; toll-like receptor signaling pathway; inflammatory response. NCBI's taxonomy places the organism in Eukaryota, Metazoa, Chordata, Lepidosauria, Squamata, Sphaerodactylidae. The record is from RefSeq and is a predicted model, not a curated record. Gene Ontology annotation, molecular function: transmembrane signaling receptor activity; triacyl lipopeptide binding; protein binding. Bases 222 to 2582 code for a protein of 786 amino acids. The transcript is spliced from 2 exons. Gene Ontology annotation, cellular component: membrane.